AUGACCAGAGCAUCUUCAGAGCUGCCCAGGUUCCACACUGAUAACUGUCAAUUCUGCAUUAUAAAGGCGCAUACUGAAUUUGGAUCAGUGCUGAGACAAACAUAGACAUGGGGAAAAUGUUGCUUUGGGCGGGUCUGUUCCUGCUGUUGCAUUUCCAUCAUGGAUUUGCCUACAAGCUGGUAUGCUACUUCACAAACUGGUCACAGUACCGGCCUGAGCCUGCUAAGUACAUGCCAGGGAAUAUUGACCCGAAGCUCUGCACACACCUCAUCUAUGCCUUUGCCACCAUGAACAGCAACAAAAUUGCACCCUAUGAAUGGAAUGAUGAUGUUCUCUACAAACAGUACAAUGCCCUGAAACAACAGAAUCCAAAUUUGGUGACAUUAUUAGCCAUUGGUGGCUGGAACUUUGGGACACAGAAGUUCACAGAGAUGGUCUCCAGUGCUGGCAAUCGUAAAAUAUUCAUUGACUCUGUGAUUGAGUAUCUGCGGCUCUAUGGGUUUAAUGGCAUUGACCUAGACUUUGAGUAUCCAGGAUCUCGAGGCAGUCCACCUGAGGACAAACACAGAUUUACCAUCCUAACUCAGGAAAUGCUAAAGGCGUUUGAGGAUGAAGCUGCAGCUACUAAUCAAUCACGUCUCCUGAUGACUGCAGCUGUGUCUGCAGGAAAAGGAACCAUUGAUGCAGGAUAUGAGAUUGCUGAAAUAGGAAAGACCCUGGACUUCAUUAGUGUUAUGACUUAUGAUUUUCAUGGUGGCUGGGAUCCUGUCUCUGGACACAACAGCCCUCUGUGCAAGGGAUCCAAGGACACUGGAGACUUUCAGUAUUUUAACAUUAGAUAUGCUAUGAAUUACUGGAAAGAUAAUGGAGUCCCUGCACAGAAGCUUCUGAUAGGGUUCCCUACUUAUGGAAGGACAUUCAGAAACCCAAAUCCUAGCAACUGUGAUGUGGGGAUCCCUGUAUCUGGAGCUGGCUCCGCUGGGCAAUACACACGCGAGGCUGGCUUCUGGGCCUACUAUGAGAUCUGCACAUGGCUCAGUGGCACUACAAUUAACUGGAUUGCAGACCAGAAGGUUCCAUACGCCUGCAAGGGAAAUGAAUGGGUUGGAUUCGACAACCAAGAUAGUUAUGAAUGUAAAGUUAAAUUCUUGAAGGAAAGUGGCUUUGCUGGUGCUAUGGUCUGGGCAAUUGAUCUGGAUGAUUUCUCAGGAACUUUCUGCAACCAAGGAAAAUAUCCUCUUAUCAGUCACUUAAAAUCCCUCCUUGAAGGCUCUGUCACAAAAUGUCCUGGAAAUCCUUGUGACAUUGUUCCAACAGAACCUCCAAGUCCAACAACUUCUGGAGAAACAACUACUUCCCAAGCAAAGCCAACUCCUGGAGAAACAACUACAUCUACAACAACCUCUGGAGAUGAGGUUGACCCUAACUUUUGCGCAGGAAAAAGUGACGGACUGUAUGAAAAUCGUAUUAAUUUUAACCGUUUUUACAUAUGCGCUGGAGGAAGCACAUACCCGAUGAAGUGUGCAGAUGGGUUGGUGUUUGAUGAAGCAUGCAAAUGCUGCAACUGGCCAAAGACCUAUCUGUAGUAGUGUGAAGGCAGUUUAAUAAACAUACACCUUCCUAUAAAA
Molecule: messenger RNA, 1628 nt
Organism: Xenopus tropicalis (tropical clawed frog)
Lineage: Eukaryota; Metazoa; Chordata; Amphibia; Anura; Pipidae
Gene: chit1
Product: chitinase 1 (chitotriosidase)
Exons: 12
Coding region: 108-1586 (492 amino acids)
Biological process (GO): chitin catabolic process; carbohydrate metabolic process
Cellular component (GO): cytoplasm; extracellular region
Molecular function (GO): chitinase activity; chitin binding; hydrolase activity, hydrolyzing O-glycosyl compounds
Source: RefSeq, marked provisional